Molecule: messenger RNA, 3962 nt
Organism: Corythoichthys intestinalis (scribbled pipefish)
Lineage: Eukaryota; Metazoa; Chordata; Actinopteri; Syngnathiformes; Syngnathidae
Product: zinc finger protein OZF-like
Exons: 6
Coding region: 484-1995 (503 amino acids)
Biological process (GO): regulation of transcription by RNA polymerase II
Cellular component (GO): nucleus
Molecular function (GO): DNA-binding transcription factor activity; RNA polymerase II cis-regulatory region sequence-specific DNA binding
Source: RefSeq, a predicted model, not a curated record
GGUAAAACCAACCGAAGUGUCCGUUCUAUAACACCCACAGUCAGGAAUUGCUCUAAUGGGAGAAGACGACGAAUUAAACCAGCAUGAUGUUUUUGGGAGAAAAGUUAGAUGCAAAGAGAGACACAAGGAAGUGGAUGCUGCCUGUGUUAUUGCUCCGAGCUUGUCAACGGAAAAGCCUGAGGACGUGACAUUCGCACUCCUCGACCGGCCAUGGAGAGAGACACUAAUGGACCAGUUCGGAACCUAGCUACUUCAUUGCCAGCCAGAUCCGUCGCCAACAGUGUAGCCAACGCCCUUCCUGACCGGGCUGGUCUGUUGUCCAGUGUGUGAAGCAGGAAACUACGACAGUCUCUGUUCACGCAUGCGCAGUCAGUAAUUUAACGCAGCCAGCAGACUUGAGUUAGAGGAAAGUGCCCCUUCCAUAACUCCCACAGGGGACACUGCUGGGGUUAUUGCUUGGAGCUGGUCAACAAGAGAGCAGUCAUGGACGGCCACAAGGAAUGUGACGUUCACACUUCUACACUGGCCACGGAGAGAGACGUUAAUGCACCGGUUUGGAACCUCGCUAGGACAUCGCAAGCUGGAUCCAUCACUAAUAAACCUGGAGAAGCCCUUCCCGGCCCGCCCGGUCCGUCGUCCAUUUUGAAUUUCAGAAAAUCUCCUGGUCCUGGGCAGCAGGAGCCAGAGUCUCCCGGCAUUAAAGAGGAAGUUGAGCUCCCCCAAAUCAAAGAGGAGGAGCCAGAGCCCCCUCAACAGCAAAAGAGAGAGGCGCAACUUCCAAUCAAAAAGGAGGAGGUAGAGCUGCCGUAUGUUAAAGAGGAGGAAGAAGAGCAAGAUAUCACCAGGUCGACUGGUGAGUCUUUAAAAAAUGAAGAUAGUCUGAGUGAGGCCAGCAGAGGGGCGGAGCUUCCGAGUGGCAGCAGUUCAAUAAAAGGAUUGCGAGCAGACAAUUUCAUCGCUCCGCCAUCAGAUAGCAACAACGCCACCUCACGCUCGCUUUACACUGAUGAUGAUGAUGACGAUAGUCAUAAGAAAGGUCUCAGUGAUGACAAACUCUGCGAAUGCUCUCAGUGCGGGAAAACCUAUUAUAACAAGUCAAAUUUGAAUCGGCAUAUGAAGAGCCACACCCGUGAGAAACCCUUUUGCUGCUCCGUUUGUGGCCAAAGAUUCGCUCAAAAGAUACAACUAACACUCCACACAAGAACCCACACUGGCGAGAGACCUUUUGCCUGCUCGGUUUGUGGUCAAAGAUUCACUCAAAGCCAAAACUUAAAAACGCACACACGAACCCACACUGGUGAGAAACCUUUUGCCUGCUCAGAUUGUGGUCAAAAAUUCGCUUUGAAAAAGAACUUAACAACGCACACGAGAACCCACACUGGUGAGAAACCCUUUUCCUGUUCAGUAUGUGGUCAAAAAUUCUCCGCGAAACAAAGCUUAAUUGACCACACAAGAACCCACACUGGUGAGAAACCCUUUUCCUGCUCCGUCUGUGGCCGAACGUUCGCUCAGAGCGAACACCUUAAACUGCACUCAAGAACCCACACUGGGGAAAAACCUUAUUCCUGCUCAGCUUGUGGUCAAAGAUUCGCUCAGAAGACUAGCUUAACGACCCACGCACGAACCCACACUGGUGAGAAACCCUUUUCCUGCUCAGUUUGCGGUCAAAAAUUCUCUCUGAAUGAAAACCUCAAGAGGCACACAAAAACCCACACUGGCGAGAAACCUUUUUCCUGCUUAGUUUGCGGUCAAAGAUUCAGCCACAAGAGCGCCCUAAAAACACAUUCAAGAAAUCACACUGGUGAGAAACCCUUUACCUGCACAGUUUGCGGUGAUGGAUUCACUCGGAGUGAUGGACUUAAGAGGCACAAGUGUGUGAGUGUGAAAAGCAGUGGACCAACAAUUGUUUUGCCUGUGAUCCAUGCUGCCAUCGUCAGUUUGGGCACGCAGGCAAUUGUAUUAUGUGGACCUUCCUCAAAUCCUGUUAAGGAUUAGCACUUUUGGUGCUAUAUCUGUGCUUUGCCCAAUCCUUGUUUAAUGUGCAUCCACACUAUUGAAGUUAAAUGUGUAGAGUUUUGAAUUUGUCUCUAUUUAAAAGUUUAAAAUAAACAAACAUGAAUGAGUUUUUUUUCAAGAUUAUUACUCCCACAAUGACUGCCAUUUUUUUCAAUGAUUUCACGUGCUCUUUUGUUUAUUAAAAACAAAAAAUUCAAUCAGUUGCAUAUUAAUGACGUAAGACUCAUCUUUUUAUGCCACAGGGCCGACAAUAAUAUAACCAACAACGAAAGAUGGCAGUCAUUCAAUGUGAUGUCAUCAAUACGCCUUCGAUUGCUUUGGAAGAGUGCUGUCCUUUCCUCAGUUUCAAGACUAGCAUUCAUUGCUCAUUGGCCCUGUGAUUUAAUUCAUCAAACGGUGGCGGAAACUUAGUGCCUGCUAAGUAUCCCAAUCGUUUCAGUGCACUUUAACCUAGCUUAGACGCUAACAAAGCUCUUGGCGUCAACACAAGGCGGAGCAAGCAUUCAUCAAGUUGCAAAAUGUCAGGUGAGUUGACUUUUGAUUUAAUUGAUUUCAAUUUUUUUGGUAACACUUUAUAAUAACUAUCCGUUUUACUACCGUAUUUUUCGGACUAUAAGUCGCAGUAUUUUUCAUAGUUUGGCUGGGGGUGCGACUUAUACUCUGGAGCGACUUAUAUGUGAAAUUAUUAACACAGUAUUAUAUAAUUUUACAUGUUAUUUUGGUGUUUUGGAGUGACACUGAUGGUUUGGUAAACUUGUUAGCAUGUUCUUUAUGCUAUAGUUAUCGGAAUAACUCUUAAAAGCUAUGUUGCGUUAACAUACUGGGCACGUUCGCAUUUUGUUGUUCAUGCAUCAUGUAACAUUAUCAUACUGUACACUUAUUCAGCAUGUUGUUCUCUACUAUAUUUUUAUUUUAAAUUGCCUUUCAAGAUGACAUAUCUGUUCUAUGUGUUGGAUUUUAUCAAGUAAAUUUCCCCUGAAAAUGCGACUUAUACUCCGGUGCGACUUAUAUAUGUUUUUUCCUCUUCAUUUGGCAUUUUAUGUUAGGUGCGACUUAUACUCAUGUGCGACUUAUAGUCCGAGAAAUACGGUAGUUAAUAGAUCAUUCGUAAACUGUUGAUAAAUGAUUUAUUGUUGAUUUGUGAAGUAUUUGUUAACAGUUUGUUAAGCAUUUACAGAGUGUUCCAAUAUGGUUGACCCCAUUCUAAAUGCCCAUGCUAGUUGAUGGAUCUUAAUAAAACUAUAUACACUUGAUGUUGAAGGUCCUAAGUUUUAUUUGUUAAAUAUACAAAGUACAAAUAUUUGUUGGUUCUAUGGCAGAUUUUCAUAAAUGUGCAACAUGAGCGCUGCCUGCAAAAUGCCUUAUCAAAAUGCCUUUUAUUUUUGAAGUGAACGGCAUUUCUUAACCUGAAAAGAUAGAAAUGCCAAACGUUACACACAAAAACUUGAAACGUUUCUACACAAACUGUUUCAGGUUAAGAACACCCUGUAAAUGCUUCACAAACUGUUAACAAAUACUUCACAAAUCAACAAUGAAUCAUUUAUCAACAGUUUACUAAUGAUCUAUUAACUAGUAACCGGAUAGUUAUUAUAAAGUGUUACCUUUUUUUUUUUUUUUAAACAGCAGUAAAAGUACAGAUACAGGGGCAAAAAUCACUUGAGUAAAAGUGCAAGUAAGAAAAAAAAAUACUAAGCAGAAAACGCUCAUUUUCAACUUAUUAUUGGUUACACAUUUUUUCAAAAUUUCAAAAACGGUCAAAAAACAGUUUUGGGCCAGGGAGCGCCGGGAAACGUUCCAAAAACCCGUCAGGACUCUCGGCACAGCUCAAAUAUGCAAAAAAAGUGGACUUUUGGGGAAAGUCAAUUUUUGACUUUUUCGUAAGGGGGGGGUGGUUACGCAUUUUUUCAAAAUUUCAAAAACAGUCAAAAAACACUUUUGGGCCAGGG